Molecule: messenger RNA, 303 nt
Organism: Loa loa (African eye worm)
Lineage: Eukaryota; Metazoa; Nematoda; Chromadorea; Rhabditida; Onchocercidae
Exons: 2
Coding region: 1-303 (100 amino acids)
Source: RefSeq, a predicted model, not a curated record
AUGCAUCUUUUCACGGCUUUAUUAUUAAUUGUCUAUACUGUCGUCGUAGUCCAGACAUGCACUCCAUCUCUUCUAGGAGGACCGACAAAUUCAGUAGAACCAGGACCGCCAGGAGAAGAUGGAAUUGAUGGAAAUGAAGGAGAACCAGGACCAGAAGGAUUAAGUGGACCUCGAGGAAUACCGGGGCCUAUUGGAGAGCCAGGAGAGCCAGGACCAAGCGGCGAACAAGGUCCAAGGGGACCACCAGGACCACAAGGUCCCGUUGGAGAGCCAGGGCCACCAGGACCAAAAGGUGAAAAAUAG